Cylindrotheca closterium is the source of this 1326-nucleotide messenger RNA. The record is from the annotation of a GenBank genome assembly. Lineage: Eukaryota; Bacillariophyta; Bacillariophyceae; Bacillariales; Bacillariaceae.
AUGUCGCAAGAAACCGCCCAGCUGACGAUUCAGGAAAAGGCACAAGCUGUCUACGAGCAAGCCCCUGGGACCUUAAAAGACUUUGAGUCAGCCUACAUUUUCAGCUCUGGAACUGCCAAAUGUCGGGAUUUUCCAAAGUUUGACACUUCUGAAAUUAAAAUGGGAGAAUUGUUAGGGACAGGUGGCUUUUCAGGUGUCAAGGAAGUCUUGGAGAUUGAAUUGCACAAUGACGAAAUAAUCCAUCAUGCCGAUGAGAGUAAUAAUAAUGACAAGGGCGUCGAACAAGACCAUCACCAUCACUAUGAUGUAUCCACGGCCCGUACUCACAUGGCAAAGCACACACAACGCCUUGGAAGUGCUCGAUAUGCCAUCAAGCGCCUGAAAGAUGAUCUGGACGAGUUGGAACGAGCACGAGGAGCCCUCGAUUUGGCAAUUGAAAUCAAACUCAUGAGCGCCUUUUGGCAUCCCAAUAUUGUGAAAAUGCGAGGAACCUCCAAUACAGAAAUGAUGAGCACCGAGACCUUCAUUGUUAUGGAUCGGCUCUAUGGCACUCUGAAUGACAAGAUUGAAACUUGGCAUCAAGAAAUGGCAAUGCUCACAGGUUGCUGCGGAAUCAAUAAGAAGCAUCCGGCAUUUCGUGAUUCCUUGAAGGCUAGGUUGUUGGUGGCCUACGAUUUGAGCGUCGCCUUUGCCUAUUUACACAAUUGUCGCCUUGUAUAUCGAGAUAUCAAACCAGAAAACAUUGGAUUUGAUAUUCGAGGAGAUGUCAAGAUCUUUGACUUUGGUCUCUGUCGAUCGCUGGAAGAAAAAGACAAGUGCAAGGACGGAGGAAGCGGAUACAAGUUGACCGCCAAGACUGGCAGUAUACCUUACAUGGCACCGGAAGUAGUAUUGAAUAAGCCAUAUGACGAAUCGGCGGAUGUCUUCUCCUUUGGUAUUUUGUUAUGGGAACUCUUGACCUUGGAUUGGGCGUUCAAUGGUCUGUCCACAAAGGAUUUCUUUAUUCAGGUGGCCAAGCACGGUCAGCGGCUACCGAUUCCCAAGAAUGCUCCACCCAUGACUCGAUCCAUCAUGCCAGAAGCAUGGCAUGCAGAUCCUUCCUGUCGUCCGACCAUGAGACGAAUAGGAGCUGUGAUUCGGGGUGAACUGGAGGACAUUGAUGAUGCCGCGGAAGUUGUGAAUCGGACUCAGCACAUGAUCAAUCGAUCCAAUCAUUCUCUACAAGGAUUCAGCCUGAGCAGGCAUAAACGAAAGGGCUCCUUGAGCAAUAGUCGGAAAGGGAGAGACUCGCUUCAUAGGAGUGAGUCACUCCACAGGGGUGAGUGA